AUGUCUCUCAAAGUUGACGGUUUCCCUUCUUCCGCCGCCUUCGACGUGAUCAACUCCAGCCUCCAGGGCGAUGAGGCCGAGCGCAAGGAUGCUGUCAAGGCCGCCCAGACUGUCGUCGCCUUCACCCUGAAGAACAGCAGCGGCAAGGAAGAGAGCUGGUACCUCGACCUCAAGGACAAGGGUGUUGUCGGCAAGGGUGCUGCUCCUCCUGGUGGAAAGGCCGAUGUUACUCUCCAGCUUUCCGACGCCGACUUCGGUUCCCUCGUCUCCGGUCAGGCCAAUGCGCAGAAGCUGUUCAUGGGAGGCAAGCUCAAGAUCAAGGGAAACAUCAUGAAGGCCACAAAGAUGGAGCCCGUCCUGAAGAAGGCCCAGGGCAAGGCCAAGCUAUAG
This is a messenger RNA of Aspergillus calidoustus, 390 nucleotides long. The record is from the annotation of a GenBank genome assembly. Lineage: Eukaryota; Fungi; Ascomycota; Eurotiomycetes; Eurotiales; Aspergillaceae.